UUCAGCCAUGGCGGGAGGUGCGGAGGCGGCGCGGUUGAGUGCGGAGAUCAGUCAGCGGGAGCAGGAGUUGCGCGGGCUACGUGAGCGGCUGGCCGCCGUCCUGACGGGAGAUGUCGUGGGGGACGUCGCGGCCGCAGAGGAGGCUGCCUCCGGCUUUCCCGGCGAGCUCCCCCCUCUGCCUGCCCAGGCCUCGCUGAGCCCCGCCGACAUCCUGCGGUACAGCCGGCAGCUGGUGCUGCCCGAGCUGGGCGUGCGGGGGCAGCUGCUAUUGGCCCGCUCCUCCGUGCUGGUGGUGGGCUGCGGCGGCCUGGGCUGCCCCCUGGCCCAAUACCUGGCCGCGGCCGGCGUCGGCCGCCUGGGUCUGGUGGAUCACGACGUGGUGGAGACGAGCAACCUACACCGGCAGGUGCUGCACGGGGAGGCCCGACGAGGGCUCCCCAAGGCCGUAUCUGCUGCUGCAGCCCUGCGGCUGCUGAACUCCACUGUACAGUAUGUGCCCUACUGUGGUGCCCUGAGCCCUCCCACUGCCCUAGAGCUGGUGCGGCAGUAUGACAUUAUCGCCGACUGCUCCGACAACGUCCCCACCAGGUACUUGGUGAAUGAUGCCUGUGUCCUGGCUGGGAAACCUCUGGUGUCCGGCAGUGCCCUCCGUCUGGAGGGGCAGCUGGUUGUGUACAACUACCAGGGAGGGCCCUGCUACAGGUGUCUCUUCCCCAAGCCCCCUCCACCAGAAACAGUGACUAACUGUGCAGAUGGGGGAGUGCUGGGUGUCGUGCCAGGCAUCAUGGGGUGCAUCCAGGCCUUGGAAGUGCUGAAGAUUGCUUCAGGAAUGGGUUCCUCCUUCAAUCAGUUCAUGCUGAUGUUUGAUGCCCGUGAAGGGAGGUUUCGCAACAUCAAGUUAAGACCAAAGAAAGCAGACUGUGCUGUUUGUGGUGACAAUCCAACUGUCACCUGCCUUCAAGAUUAUGAGGCAUUUUGUGGUUCUUCUGCAACAGACAAGUGUAGGACUUUACAUCUGCUGUCCAGUAAAGACAGGGUAUCUGUAGAGGAGUACAAAAAACUGAUGGAUGAACAAGUUCCUCAUGUAUUGUUAGAUGUUCGUCCACAGGUAGAAGUGGAUAUCUGUCGCCUGGUACAUGCUGUCCACAUUCCUUUGAGUAAAUUAGAAGAAAAAGAUGAAGAGUGUCUGGAAAAUUUAGAAAAAAGAAUUUGUGAAGAAAAGCAGAGAACUAAUGGCCAGACAUCUUUUCCUGUAUAUGUUGUUUGCAAAUUAGGAAAUGACUCACAGAAGGCUGUAAGAAUUCUGCAGGAGUUACCUGUCAAAGAAUUUGGUUCUGUGUUAGCUAAGGAUAUUAAAGGGGGGCUUAUGGCUUGGGCCAGUAAAAUUGACCCAACAUUUCCUCAGUAUUAGAAAUUUAAAUGGUGAAAAAAAACCAAACAACAGAUUUUCAUAGGGUUUCAUCUUCUCUGUGUAAUGACUAUAUCACGUGGAUAAAACAGGAGAUUGAAAUACCAUGUUGCUUUUUAAAUUUUUUUUUAAAAAGUAUUUUUGUAGAUAUCUGAUUAUUUUGUUUAUAAAAAUGUGAAAGUGUCCAUGGAAAUGGAAAAAAUGUGUUUCUUGGUUAUUAUUUAGUAGUGAAAACUUGGAAUAACCACUUAAUUGUGCAUGUGAUAAUUGAGAAUGACUCCUAAUUAGUAAUUAUACCCUGGAGAAUGACAAAGCACAGGAGUCAAGGGUUGGAAGUUUUUACUCAUUUUCCAAACUGCCUAACAAAUUGAAACAGUGCAUGCAGUAAUAAUAAAAAAAAAAAGCUAACUGCUGAUCUCUGGCUGGUCAGUAGCACUAUUCAGUCUGUCACAGGGAAUUGUCAAGACAGUGCUGACAAGACUGUUUUGCUCAACGUCUUUUACUUCUCUGUAGAAGCAUUGUGUAUUUAUGGAAGAGAACUUUUGCUGCAAAUAACAGCACCUACAUAAGGGUGUUCUGUUAAGAACUUCCAGGGCCAUCCAUCUUCAUUUGUUGGCUGGCAAAAAAGUGUAUUCUGUGACUUGUAUAGAGGUUUAACUGAGGUUAAAUGUUAAUAAGACAGCCGUUUGAGCCCAGAAAAUUUGUAAAACAGAAAAUGCUUUUGUGAGGGCUUCAAUUUCAGAGGUUGAGAGAUGAAGAGGAGGUGAGAGAGAAAAAAAUAAAUGUGUGGCCUCCCUUUUGGAAGUACAACGACAUAUUUCAUAAGCUUUCUCCUGUUUGUUAUGGUAGUUGCAUAUCCGCGGUUGUACUGCAUUAUUUUGUUAACUGGCAUAAAGAGCUAUGCAUAUCUAAAAAGUUCUCAUAGAUGAACUGAAUGAAAAGAAAGAGAAAUAAAUAGCUUCUCAACAGA
Chroicocephalus ridibundus (black-headed gull) is the source of this 2378-nucleotide messenger RNA. RefSeq names its product molybdenum cofactor synthesis 3 (gene MOCS3). The record is from RefSeq and is a predicted model, not a curated record. The transcript has a single exon. Gene Ontology annotation, biological process: tRNA wobble position uridine thiolation; protein urmylation. Gene Ontology annotation, cellular component: cytosol; cytoplasm. Gene Ontology annotation, molecular function: adenylyltransferase activity; URM1 activating enzyme activity; thiosulfate-cyanide sulfurtransferase activity. Bases 8 to 1411 code for a protein of 467 amino acids. Lineage: Eukaryota; Metazoa; Chordata; Aves; Charadriiformes; Laridae.